GCCCUGAGUAUGACCUACUGCCUAUGCUGGGAGUGGGUGCCGAAUUCGACCAGAAUGGGAUCCGCUGUUUCCCGUUUAAUCACCUCGGUCACACCAACUUCAAAGAACGAUUUGUACCAAUAAUGAAAAGGCUCUUGAGUGAUCGACGAUACGCAAUAUUGAAAGUUGUUACAGCAGGGCAUCAUCGCACUUUCCUUUUUAACUUUGAAAAUAGGAAGUGUGUGGACAAAUAUAUUGCACAAUUUUUUUACUAACA
Messenger RNA from Strongylus vulgaris, 256 nucleotides. The record is from the annotation of a GenBank genome assembly. Lineage: Eukaryota; Metazoa; Nematoda; Chromadorea; Rhabditida; Strongylidae.